ACAGCAGAUCAGCCAAUGACUGUGAGGAAAAGCUGAUGUUUGCUUUGGAUCGGAGCACAACUCUUAUCUGUUGAUAGAAAGUGAAACUAUCAGACGUUCACUGUGACUGAGAGGGGAAAUGGCACAGCGAGGAAUUCAGCUGGACUCGGCAAAGUUUUGCUGUUCCAUCUGUCUGGAUCUGCUGAAGGAUCCGGUGACUAUUCCCUGUGGACACAGCUACUGCAUGAGCUGUAUUAAAGACUGCUGGGAUGGAGAGGAGCACAAGGAAAUCUACAGCUGCCCGCAGUGCAGACAAACCUUCACACCAAGGCCUGUCCUGGUGAAAAACACCAUGUUUGCAGAUGUAGUGGAGGAAAUGAAGAAGAUGGGACUCCAAGCUGCUCCUCCUGAUCUCUGCUAUGCUGGACCUGGAGAUGUGGCCUGUGAUUUCUGCUCUGGGAGGAAACUGAAAGCCCUCAAGUCCUGUCUGGUGUGUCUGGUCUCUUACUGUGAGCAGCACCUCCAGCCUCACUAUCAAUCCCCUGCCUUUGAAAAACACAAGCUGGUAAACCCAUUCAAUCAGCUUCAGGAGAACAUCUGCUCUAAUCAUGAUGAGGUGAUGAAGAUUUUCUGCCAUACUGAUCAGCAGUGUAUCUGUUAUCUCUGCUCCAUGGAUGAACAUAAAGGCCACCACACAGUCUCAGCUGCAGCAGAAUGGACGGAGAGGCAGAAAGAGCUCGGGGUGAGUCGGCAAAAAAUCCAGCAGAGAAUCCAGAACACAGAGAAAGACGUGAAGGUGCUUCAACAGGAGGUGGAGGAGAUCAAUCGCUCUGCUGAUAAAGCAGUGGAGGACAGUGAGGAGAUCUUCACUCAGCUGAUCACUUUGAUUGAGAAAAGAAGGUCUGAUGUGAAGCAGCAGAUCAGAUCCCAGCAGAAAGAGGAAGUGAGUCGGGCUGAAGAAGUUCAGGAGAAGCUGAAGCAGGAGAUCGCUGAGCUGAGGAGGAAAGACGCUGAGCUGGAGCAGCUCUCACACACAGAGGAUCACAUCCAUUUUCUACAAAAUUACCCCUCGCUCUCAUGUCUCAGUGAAUCUACAGACUCACCCAGCAACAACAUCCGUCCUCUGAGCUACUUUGAGGAUGUGACUGCAGCUGUGUCAGAGCUGAGAGAGAAACUACAGGACCUUCUUAGUGAGGAAUGGUCCAAGAUCUCAAGGACAGUGACUGGAGUGGAUGUUUUACUGUCACAACCAGAGCCCAAGACCAGAGAUGAAUUCUUACAAUAUUCAUAUCACAUCACACUGGAUCCAAACACAGCACACAGACGUCUGUCAUUAUCUGAGGGGAACAGGAAAGCAAGAGAAAUGAGAGCAGAUCAGUCAUAUCCCAGUCACCCAGACAGAUUUACUGAAUUGUGGCAGGUUCUGAGUAGAGAGAGUCUGAGUGGACGUUGUUACUGGGAAGUGAAGUGGAAUGGGAAAGUUUUAGUAGCAGUCUCAUAUAAGGAUAUCAGCAGAACAGGGACCAAUGAUGCAUGUGGAUUUGGAUGCAAUGACAAAUCUUGGGCAUUGGACUGUGACAACAACAAGUGUCAAUUCAAUCACAACAAAAUCGAAACUAAAAUCCCACUCCCUGUGUCCUCCAGAGUGGGAGUGUACCUGGAUCACAGAGCAGGUAUUCUGUCCUUCUACAGCAUCUCUGAAACCAUGACUCUCCUCCACAGAGUCCAGACCACAUUCACUCAGCCUCUCCAUGCUGGUCUUGGGCUUUAUUUUGACAAAUUUGUCCAUGAUGCCCGUGAAAUGGCGCAGCGAGGAAUUCAGCCGGACUCGGCAAAGUUUUGCUGUUCCAUCUGUCUGGAUCUGCUGAAGGAUCCGGUGACUAUUCCCUGUGGACACAGCUACUGCAUGAGCUGUAUUAAAGACUGCUGGGAUGGAGAGGAGCACAAGGAAAUCUACAGCUGCCCACAGUGCAGACAAACCUUCACACCAAGGCCUGUCCUGGUGAAAAGUACCAUGUUAGCAGAGUUACUGGAGGAAAUGAAGAAGACGGGACUCCAAGCUGCUCCUCCUGAUCUCUGCUACGCUGGACCUGGAGAUGUGGCCUGUGAUGUCUGCUCUGGGAGGAAACUGAAAGCCCUCAAGUCCUGUCUGGUGUGUCUGGCCUCUUACUGUGAGCACCACCUCCAGCCUCACUAUCAAUCCCCCGCCUUUGAAAAACACAAGCUGGUAAACCCAUUCAAGCAGCUUCAGGAGAACAUCUGCUCUAAUCAUGAUGAGGUGAUGAAGAUUUUCUGCCGCACUGAUCAGCAGUGUAUCUGUUAUCUCUGCUCCAUGGAUGAACAUAAAGGCCACCACACAGUCUCAGCUGCAGCAGAAAGGAAAGAGAGGCAGAAAGAGCUCGGGGUGAGUUGGCAAAAAAUCCAGCAGAGAAUCCAGGACAGAGAGAAAGACGUGAAGGUGCUUCAGCAGGAGGUGGAGGAGAUCAAUCACUCUGCUGAUAAAGCAGUGGAGGACAGUGAGGAGAUCUUCACUGAGCUGAUCACUUUGAUGGAGAAAAGAAGGUCUGAUGUGAAGCAGCAGAUCAGAUCCCAGCAGAAAGAGGAAGUGAGUCGGGUUGAAGAAGUUCAGGAGAAGCUGAAGCAGGAGAUCGCUGAGCUGAGGAGGAAAGACACUGAGCUGGAGCAGCUCUCACACACACAGGAUCACGUCCAUUUUCUACAGAAUUGCCCCUCGCUCUCAUGUCUCAGUGAAUCUACAGACUCACCCAGCACCAACAUCCGUCCUCUGAGCUACUUUGAGGAUGUGACUGCAGUUGUGUCAGAGCUGAGAGAGAAACUACAGGACCUUCUUAGUGAGGAAUGGUCCAAGAUCUCACUGACAGUGACUGGAGUGGAUGUUUUACUGCCACAACCAGAGCCCAAGACCAGAGAUGAAUUCUUACAAUAUUCAUGUCCCAUCACACUGGAUCCAAACACAGCAAACACAUGGCUGUCAUUAUCUGAGAGGAAAAGAAAAGUGACACGAAUGGCAAAAGAACAGUCAUAUCCCAGUCACCCAGACAGAUUCAUUGAAUGGUGUCAGGUCCUGAGUAGAGAGAGUCUGACUGGACGUUGUUACUGGGAGAUGAAGUUGAAGGGGGAAGUUUAUAUAGCAGUCUCAUAUAAGGAUAUCAGCAGAACAGGAACUGUGGAUGUAUGUGGAUUUGGAUAUAAUGACAAAUCUUGGGCAUUGUUUUUUUACAACACAAAGUGUCACUUCAAACACAACAAAAUCGAAACUGAAAUCCCGCUCCCUGUGUCCUCCAGAGUGGGAGUGUACCUGGAUCCCAGAGCAGGUAUUCUGUCCUUCUACAGCGUCUCUGAAACCAUGACUCUCCUCCACAGAGUCCAGACCACAUUCACUCAGCCUCUCCAUGCUGGACUUGGGCUUUAUUAUCACCCACGUUUCAACACCACUGCUGAAUUUGUCUAAACCCCUCAUUCUGAGUAGUGAGGGUUUAUUAAAACAGUAUCAGAUUCUGAUUUUCUGUUUUGUCUCCAUCUUU
Myripristis murdjan (pinecone soldierfish) is the source of this 3524-nucleotide messenger RNA. RefSeq lists its product as uncharacterized. The transcript has 3 exons. The record is from RefSeq and is a predicted model, not a curated record. Gene Ontology annotation, molecular function: protein binding; zinc ion binding. Lineage: Eukaryota; Metazoa; Chordata; Actinopteri; Holocentriformes; Holocentridae. Bases 119 to 3451 code for a protein of 1110 amino acids.